This is a messenger RNA of Parascedosporium putredinis, 1104 nucleotides long. NCBI's taxonomy places the organism in Eukaryota, Fungi, Ascomycota, Sordariomycetes, Microascales, Microascaceae. The record is from the annotation of a GenBank genome assembly.
AUGGACCACAAGAGAGGCGUCUCGCAUGAAUCUAUACCCAUCUUAGCAGGGACUCUCAGGGAUAAGGUGGAGGAUACGAUACACAGCACUCGACAAUUCAUCCGCGACCACUCACCCCGCCCAUCUGUUCGGAAGUUAGGUCAGAACCAGGACUCGGAAUCUAGCAGUCAGACUCAGGUCUCAGAUGGUCAUAAGGAGUCGGCCUUCCAGACUACAGAUCUGCCCAUCAUUGUCAGCCUGGAAGUGCUCGCGGACGAGGACCAGCAGGAGGUCAUGGUUCAGAUCAUGAAAGAGGAGUGGGCGGGAUUGCUUCUCACGGGCCCCUUGGACGGGUGCGAUCCCAAAUUCCAUGCGCCGAGAUUGGAAGAUCUCCGACGCAAAAUUUUGAGGGUGGCGAUAUGCCGCAACCUUGGGAAUCUAUCCAUCUACACGUUUAGCCAGCAUUUCAAAGGUUUCGAUAACCGAACGACGAAAAAGCCCGGCCACAUCUUCUCCGUCAGCGAAAGUCGCAUACACGAAUUGUCUACAACAAAUCCGUACGAACUGUUCCAGCACAACAAGAAUUUCAUGAUGCGCGCAUACCCCGAUGGCUCGAGGAUGGUAGCAAUGAACUGGCAAAAUCUCGACGAGGGCAUGAUGUUGAACGAAGGCAUGUUCGCCGACGAGGAAGGUUGGGUGUUGAAACCAAAAGGGUAUGGGGCCUUGGAGAGGGAAACAGAAACGUACCACGAUACCGUCCCGCGCUCGAAACUUGAUCUCAAAAUCACCAUCCUAGCGGGGGAGAAAAGAGACAAGACAGAGGGCACCAUCGUGGAGUGCAAGCAGAAGACGAGAACGACCGAGUCGGACCAUCCGGACUUCGGCAAGAGCGGCUAUACAUUCUCCUUCAAGGGAAUUUAUGGCACCAACCAGGAAUUCGCGUUCAUCAGGUUCAAAAUCGAAGAUGACCAAAGUAGAGUUGCGUCUCGAGAAAUUCUCUCCUGGGCAUGUAUCAGGCUCGAUCGUCUUCGCUGUGGAUACCGCUUCGUGUCCCUGAUGGAUCCCAAGGGCUGCCCGAUUUCCGACGGUAAACUACUGAUCAAAGUCGAAAAGACUUUACGGUAG